AUGGUUUUUUUGAACAAUGCCUCGCGCAACACCCACCUCCGACCGUACUCCAGCAGCAACACCAAUGCCAUCAUCAACGCGGCCGCCGAACCACCACCUCCAACCCAAUCCCACCCCAACGGCUCCCUCGCAGGCAAAUCGAUAGCAAUAAAAGACAACAUCCUCACUACCGCCACGCCCACGACCGCCGCCUCACGCGCCCUCCACAACUACCCCUCACCCUUUCCCGCAACCGUCAUCACCCUCCUGCAACAACAUGGCGCAUACAUCUCCUCCAAGACGAACCUCGACGAGUUCGGUAUGGGCUCGCACACGCAGUCCUCCUUCCACGGCCCCGCCAUAAGCCCUUUCAGUCGAAACGGUGUGCCUUUAACUCCAGGUGGCAGUAGCGGCGGCAGCGCGGUAGCUGUCGCGGAGGGCAAGGCGUGGGCGGCGCUGGGCACGGAUACGGGGGGAAGUGUGCGGUUGCCGGCGGCGUAUUGCGGGGUGGUGGGGUUUAAGCCGAGUUAUGGGUGUGUGUCGCGGUGGGGGGUGGUGGCGUAUGCGAAUUCGAUGGACACGGUGGGCGUGCUUGCACGGACGGUUGGGGAUGCGAGGAAGGUGUUUGGGGUGCUGGAUGUGUACGAUGAGCGGGAUCCGACGUCCCUGCUACCGUCUGUACGGCAGCGGAUACGCAGCAAACGGAGCAGCACAGCUGGCAGAGGUAAAAAGAUGAGAAUUGGUGUCCCGACCUCCUACCUCACCACCUCCAUCUCCCCCGCCGUCCGCGCCGCCUACGCCUCCACCCUCACCCGUCUCCAAGCCGCAGGCCACACACUCAUCCCCAUCGGUCUCCCCACAAGCAAACUCGCGCUCUCGACAUACUACAUCCUCGCCCCCGCCGAAGCCUCCUCCAACCUCGCCAAAUACGAUGGGAUCCGCUACGGGUACCGCACAUCCGGCCCCGACGCGCGGCCGAAGGAGGAUCCACCGCUUCCGUUUUACGCUGCGACCCGUGGCGAAGCGUUCGGCGACGAAGUACGCAGACGUAUAUUGCUAGGAGCGUACACGUUAAGUUCCGAAGCGAUGCACAACUACUUCAUCCAAGCGCAGAAAAUUCGACGACUGGUAUCGCGGGACUUUGAUGCCGUGUUCGCUUUGCCGCACCCCUUGCACGAGGACACCGCGCAGCGCCCCGCUCCCUUACCCUCGGACGAGAAUAAGGAAGAUGGGAAGGGAAAAGUCGACAUCAUCCUCACCCCCACAACCCCCACCCUCCCCCCAACCCUCUCCGAAAUCGCGCAGCAAUCCGCCCUCGAGCACUACAUGAACGACGUCUUCACCGUCCCCGCCAGUCUGGCAUGUCUACCCGCUUUGAGCGUUCCGGUGCCUCUGCCAGCGGAAGUGAGGGAGGGGAUGGAGGAGGGAGAUGUGAGCACGGUGGGCGUGCAGGUGAUUGGGCAGUUGGGGGAUGAUGAGGGGGUGCUGGGGGCGGGGGAGGUGGUUGAGGGGUUGUGGUGA
Messenger RNA from Saxophila tyrrhenica, 1500 nucleotides. RefSeq names its product Trimeric GatFAB AmidoTransferase(AdT) complex subunit (gene HER2). Gene Ontology annotation, biological process: glutaminyl-tRNAGln biosynthesis via transamidation; mitochondrial translation. The transcript is spliced from 2 exons. The record is from RefSeq and is a predicted model, not a curated record. The coding region runs from base 1 to 1500 and encodes 499 amino acids. Lineage: Eukaryota; Fungi; Ascomycota; Dothideomycetes; Mycosphaerellales; Extremaceae. Gene Ontology annotation, molecular function: glutaminyl-tRNA synthase (glutamine-hydrolyzing) activity. Gene Ontology annotation, cellular component: mitochondrion; glutamyl-tRNA(Gln) amidotransferase complex.